AUGAAAAAUCUCACGACGAGUAUUCUGGACUUCGUGGCUAGAGCUCUGGCUAUGAAUUCAGAGGACAUGAAACAGUUGUUCGAAGACAGUAAGUAUGAACUAUUAUCCACCCUGCCAGCAACCAGAGCUAGAGUUUUAAGUUUUCUGAAAUGUCGUCAUGCGAUCACAUACAUGGUUUUGCAGAUUGUCAGAUAUGGUGCUUACCGAAGCGUUGAGCAUCGUGCAAUAGUGAACUCUAGGAAGGAGAGGCCAUCCAUUGCCACAUUUUACAACCCCAACUAUGGCGGUGAUUUAGGCCCUGCACCUUGUUUGAUUACCUCACAAACGCCCGCAUUGGACAGAAGAAACAGAGUUGCUGAGUAUUUCAAAGGCCUGUUCGCUCGAGCUCUAGAUGGAAAGUCAUGUCUAGACCUCAUGAAGAUAGAAGAAGAGUUUAUCAACUGA
Messenger RNA from Thlaspi arvense, 444 nucleotides. The record is from the annotation of a GenBank genome assembly. Lineage: Eukaryota; Viridiplantae; Streptophyta; Magnoliopsida; Brassicales; Brassicaceae.